CGGACCGUGCCAUUCUCAGUUGAGUGCCUCUGGCUCCCUAGGCAUCGGUGCCGCCGUGCUUCACGCUUCCGUCCGCGCAUGAGAGCUGCUUGUGCUAAAUCUCUUAUCAUAUUUAGACUCGGGAGAUAAGCCGUUCAUAAGUCUUGAACCCAUUUUGUGCAUCGCCCUCUCCUCCCACCCCCCCCAUCACCACCCCACCCCACCCCCCCACCCACACCCGACAAAGCAGAAACUUGCAAGAAAAAGAGAGAAAAAAAUUAUCUGAAUCAGUUUCCUUCGGGAUCUUAUCUGGCGUGUGUUAGUGAGUGAGUGCUACUGCUACCAAUGGGCCCGAUCAAGAGUGAGAAAUCCGUUGAUAUGUUGCCCACUCUGCCCUACCCGGACCCCGCUUUGGCCGCCAUGGGUAAGCAGGGUGCGUGCUACGACCUCCCUUUGGACGCGGACCCACAAAUCCAGCAAUACGGCGAAGUGAACCAGCUGGGCGGCGUUUUCGUGAAUGGGCGGCCGCUGCCCAACCACGUGCGCAUGCGUAUCGUAGAACUGGCGCAGCUGGGCAUCAGACCUUGUGACAUUUCGAGGCAGCUGAGGGUGUCCCACGGAUGCGUCUCCAAGAUCCUGGCCAGAUACAACGAGACGGGCUCCAUCCUCCCAGGCGCCAUCGGGGGCUCCAAACCCAGGGUCACGACGCCCAAGGUGGUCAACUACAUCAAGGACCUGAAGCAGAAGGACCCCGGCAUCUUCGCGUGGGAGAUCAGGGAGAGACUCCUGAAGGAUGGCGUCUGUGACAAGUAUAACGUGCCGAGUGUCAGUUCUAUCUCCAGGAUCCUGAGGAACAAGAUCGGGUCGCUGCACCACCUGGGGUCGCAGAGCCCCUACGACGUGAAGCACCCCGCCUCCUCGCUCUACAACUCGCUCUACCCGGCGGCCGCAGCCUACACCGCCGCCGCCGCAGCCUACUCCUCCAUGGCGCCGCCCGCGGCCAUGCAGCAGGGCUCCGCUCAGGUCCCGUCGGCGCCCGUCCCGCCCACGAGCGCCGCCGCCUCCGGCGCGGGCGGCGUGAAGGCGGCCACCACGCCCUCGCCGCCGGUGUCGGGCGCCACGUGCGGCAUGGGCGGCAUGCGGCCCCACUGGCCGUCGUCGCACACGGUGUCCGACCUGCUGGGCCACGUCAACAUGGCCGCCGCCGGCCUGCCGCGCCACCACCCGAUGCAGGACGCCAACAGCUACAACUACUACAUGUACUUCCAGUCGUGCGGGCCGCAGAACAACUCGCUGGCGCACAACGGCCUGCCCAACCACCUGUCCUCGUCGCUGGCCAACGGCUUCUCCAGCCCGCUCGCCAACCCGCUCUCCAACGGCCUCCCCAACGGCCUCUCCAGCGGCCUGGCCAACGGCCUCUCCAACGGCCUCUCCAACGGCCUCCAGAACGGCUUCGGGAACCCGCUCAGCUCCAUGAUGAGCGGCUCGGCGCUCACGCCGCAGACCGCCACACUCUAAUGCAGGCGCCCGCCCGCUCUCUCACGCCCUCACCUCCAAACUUCAAGCACCAAUUAACCACUCACGCCACGCCCUUCCCUUGUUCCCCCAAAGACGGAAGUGACAAACGCCAAACGAAAGGAAAAAAGAAACAGACGAGAAAAUCCUCUCGGUGUUCGAAAAAUCCGAACCACAACAGACGAGCGAACAAAGCGCCGGCAGUGCUUCGAGUGCGCCCCAAACGUCUUAAUUCGGUCCAGGUGGCGCUGCCGUGCACUGCACCCCCCCCCCCUCCCAAGCUGGUACACAAGGCAUGCUCAGACGGUACACUUACAUGCUUAACUAGCUUUUAAAACGGAAAGUAACAAAAGUGUCGAUCCUUCGCGAGUGAUUGCUUUAUGUGACGGAAACAAUGAACAAAGGUCGACCGUGGAAAAGGUGUUUUCUCGCUUAAUACAACUAUUUGGGACAAGAACUUCUGUUUGUUAUAGAAAUGAAUCCAGUCUCCUACCUCUAACAGUGUUACUUCAUCCAGGAUGUUCGUUCCUGGUGAGUGUUGUGUACAUAUACAUAUGUAUAUAUAUAUUGUAAAUGUGUGUCAUGUUUCAUUAUUCUUGUUAGUUGUUAAGAAGCGAAAAUGUUUGUGUACCUUACUGUUUUUUUCAUCUUAGUGUACGAAUGAGGGAGAGAGAGAGAGAGAGAGAGAGAGAGAGAGAGAGAGAGAGAGAGAGAGAGAGAGAGAGAGAGAGAGAGAGAAUUAUCAUCUGACCAAAUAGAUUAGGAAUUCACAAUGUACACGUCAUUCAUACCAUCAAGAGUACAUUGCGUCAUACGUCAUGCAGAUAUUAUGUCAAAUGUCCACGUAUGUAUGUGUGUGUGUGUGUGUGCGUGUAUGCGUGUGUAUGUGUGUGUGUGUGUGUUUGUGAUGUGAUGCUGCCUUGCUUAGUUAGCUUUAUUACAUUUAUCAUAAUUAAACAUUAGCAUAUUGCAAAACAAAAAAUAAAAACGAACUCCCAUUGUAUACUCGGGUAACAAUACUUAUCCUUUCCUCAUACCUUCCCCCUCCCCCUCCUCCCCCCACCUUCACGGAU
This is a messenger RNA of Penaeus indicus, 2567 nucleotides long. RefSeq names its product paired box protein Pax-1-like. The record is from RefSeq and is a predicted model, not a curated record. Gene Ontology annotation, molecular function: DNA-binding transcription factor activity, RNA polymerase II-specific; RNA polymerase II cis-regulatory region sequence-specific DNA binding. The coding region runs from base 325 to 1497 and encodes 390 amino acids. Gene Ontology annotation, biological process: anatomical structure development; regulation of transcription by RNA polymerase II. The transcript is spliced from 5 exons. NCBI's taxonomy places the organism in Eukaryota, Metazoa, Arthropoda, Malacostraca, Decapoda, Penaeidae.